UUCGUAGCGUUCACAUCACGCCUGUCAUAAAAAACAAAGUCAUUGAAACUUGACUCUGAUAACAAGUAAAAGCGACACAAGUGUUUAGGAAAGCUACGCAAAGAUAAGCAUAGAAUUGUUUAACUAACAAAGAAUAAUAUGUCAGCUAAUGGAAAUGGACACGUUGGGGGUGCGGAGCAUGUUGAAGUACAAAAGCUAACUUCCAAGGCUAAAAUUUAUACACGUCUGCAGGAGCUGGGUACAUUCUAUAAAAAGCAAUUCGGCGAAGAGCCCGAAUUCUAUGUGCGGGUGCCUGGCCGUGUGAACAUUAUUGGCGAACAUGUGGACUAUUGUGGAUACCCCGUGCUGCCCAUGGCCAUUGAUCAGAGCAUUAUCUUGGCUAUCGGUCGCACGCCGAAGGAUUCAAAACUGCAAUUACGAAAUCUGGACGAAGGCAAAUUCAGCGACUUUAGUUGUGAUCUGAAGUCGGUAAACAUUGUGCUACCCAAAACUGGUGGUCCGGCCUGGUACAAUUAUUAUCUUUGUGGCGUGAAGGGUAUUCAGGAAGCACUAGGCGGCAAAUGGCGUCCCUUGGGCAUGAAAGUCGCUCUUAGCGGUAAUGUGCCCCCAGCAUCGGGUUUGUCCAGUUCCAGUGCUUUGGUCAGCGCUGCUGUCUUGGCGACGGCCCAUGUGCAGAACAUGCCGCUGGACCGCAAGGAGCUGGCUUCUAUAUCGGCAAGCUGCGAGUGCUACAUUGGCACCCAAAGUGGUGGCAUGGAUCAGGCUAUAGCCUAUUUAGGAAAAGCAGGAUGUGCCCAGCAUAUUGAGUUUCAUCCGAAGCUAAAGGGAACACCAAUUGUCCUACCCGUUGGCAAAUGCUUUGUGGUGGCCAACAGUCUGGCUGAGAAGAAUAAGGCUGCAUCCUCGGACUACAACGAACGUGUGGUUGAAUGUCGUUUGGCCACACGUUGGCUGGCCAAGCACAAGAAAUUGCCUAACUGGCGCCAAGUCAUCAGAUUCAUUGAUCUUGAAGAUGCCUGUGACCUCGAUAAUGCGUCCUACGAGAAAUUGGUCGAGCAAGUGCUAAUAAAACCAGUCUACACACGUGCUGACAUAUGCAAGGAACUGGGAAUUACGGAGCAAGAAUUAGAGACCCAAUUUCUAACGCCGAACACGCAGCAUAUGCAAGAAUUCAAGUUGCGACAGCGAGCUGCUCACGUUAUACAGGAAACUGGCCGUGUGACCAAAUUUCGUGAUAUAUGUGAGAAAUUGGCGGGCCGUGCCAAUGAACAGGACACUCUUAAGCUUGGCCAGCUAAUGCGCGAGUCGCAUCACAGUCUACGGGAGCUCUACGAAUGCUCACAUCCCGAUGUGGAACGUUUAAUAGACAUAUCCGCAAAAUGUGGCGUAAGUGCACGCAUUACAGGAGCCGGUUGGGGUGGUUGUAUUGUGGCGAUGUGUGAUUCAAUUGAUGCAGCUGCUGAAUAUAUUAAUGUGCUGAAACGUGAAUAUUUUGCUCAUUUACCUACCCACAUACUGGAACGUUAUCAGGCAAAUGAUUUUAAUGACGCAGUUUUCGCCACAUUUCCUGGUAAUGGCGCCGAGUUGUAUGUGCAAUAAUUGGAUACAGAUGUUUAUACUUUAUAUAUACACAUACAUAUUCAAGUAGUAGUAGUAGUACUUCCAAGUUUUGAUAACCAUAUAUGAUAUAUAACUUUAUAUCUUUACAAAA
This is a messenger RNA of Scaptodrosophila lebanonensis, 1711 nucleotides long. It is a transcript of the gene Galk, whose product is annotated as N-acetylgalactosamine kinase. Gene Ontology annotation, biological process: carbohydrate phosphorylation; galactose metabolic process. The transcript has 6 exons. The record is from RefSeq and is a predicted model, not a curated record. Bases 139 to 1599 code for a protein of 486 amino acids. NCBI's taxonomy places the organism in Eukaryota, Metazoa, Arthropoda, Insecta, Diptera, Drosophilidae. Gene Ontology annotation, cellular component: cytoplasm; cytosol. Gene Ontology annotation, molecular function: ATP binding; galactokinase activity.